AAUACUACGCAAUCCAUGACCGAUGCGUUAGUGCCACUAGUAAAUUCGCUUGGCUUCGACACAACCCAUUUCGAAUUCUUCACAGCCCCCGACGGAGUCCCCUCCAUCAACAACGAAGAAGAUGCCGCCAAAUCCGCUCAAGCCUGCCUUCCCGUCCUCACCACCCAACUGAAAAACUACGAUGCAUUUCUCGUCUGCUGCUACUCUCACCACCCCCUCGUCUCUCAACUCCGACAAGCCCUCGAAGAAGAAGAAGAAGAAAAAGAAGGCAACCCUCUUCUUCCCAAAAACAAGCCCGUGACAGGAAUCUUCGAAGCGUCCAUCGCCACUUGCAUCCAAAGCAUCAACAUGUCCCACAAAUUCGGCAUCGUAUCCACCGGUUCACAAUGGGAACAAAUCCUCUCCGAAGCCGUCUCCACCAUCCUCGGCAGCAGCGACAGCAGUAACGAAACCUCCUCUCCUUAUUCCACUACUCGCUACGCAGGCUGUCAAACAACAGGUCUCAACGCAGAUGAAUUACACACGACGCCUCCCGCCGAAGUGCGAUUACGCAUGAAAAACGCCACAAAGAAAUUAUUGCGAAAUGGCAAUGCCGGCGGCGGCGGCGCUGUGAAAGCGAUUGCGUUGGGGUGUGCGGGCAUGGCGGGCAUGGAUGCCAUUGUGCGUGAGGCGUGCGUGGAAGAGUUGGGGGAGCGAGAGGGGAGGGGGGUGAAGAUUGUGGAUGGAGUGGUUGCUGGUGUGGUGUUUUUGGAAGGGGCGCUGAGGUCGGGGUUGUGAAUUUACUUGCCUGUACUUACCACUAGUUAUU
This is a messenger RNA of Sphaerulina musiva SO2202, 808 nucleotides long. RefSeq lists its product as uncharacterized. The transcript has 2 exons. Lineage: Eukaryota; Fungi; Ascomycota; Dothideomycetes; Mycosphaerellales; Mycosphaerellaceae. The record is from RefSeq and is a predicted model, not a curated record. The coding region runs from base 16 to 777 and encodes 253 amino acids.